Didymosphaeria variabile is the source of this 1734-nucleotide messenger RNA. RefSeq lists its product as uncharacterized. Lineage: Eukaryota; Fungi; Ascomycota; Dothideomycetes; Pleosporales; Didymosphaeriaceae. Gene Ontology annotation, molecular function: xanthine transmembrane transporter activity. Gene Ontology annotation, biological process: transmembrane transport; xanthine transport. The transcript has 2 exons. The coding region runs from base 1 to 1734 and encodes 577 amino acids. Gene Ontology annotation, cellular component: fungal-type vacuole; membrane. The record is from RefSeq and is a predicted model, not a curated record.
AUGUCCGAUUCCAAGGUCAUUGACACCGCCGACUACACGCCAUCGGUCAACGAAGGCGCCGUACGUACCAAAUGGCAGACGACGCUUGACGAACUCAAGCAUACUUUUCUAACUAAGGAUGGCUGGAUCGGUGACUACGAUUAUGUCUACCUGAUCACUCCGAACAUAUGGCCUCUCAAUCGGAAAUACAAGGAUUACAGGGCACCGUUCUACGGUCUCAACGAUCGAGUACCCGUCUUGCUGACGCUUCUGCUCGGCCUGCAACAUGCACUUACCAUGAUCGGCUCCAUCGUCUCGCCGCCGCUUGCUAUUGCCUCCGGCGCAUUCAACUUCGAUCCAGCUAUGACCGAAUACCUCGUGUCUACAGCCUUCAUUGUUACCGGUUUUGCUACAGCUCUUCAGGUUACGCGACUCCACAUUAUGAAGACACCCUUCUUCAUCGGUACAGGUCUACUGUCCGUUGUCGGUCCUACCUUUGAUAUCCUGCCGAUCGUUUUCAACUACGCUGCUUUGCGGUACAAAUCUGGUACCUGCCCCGUCGACGCGGAUGGGACGCAAGGCCCAUGCCUCGAUGCAUGGGGUGCGUGCUUAGGGACCAUGCUAUGCUGCGUCUGGAUUCAGAUAGCAAUGGCUUUUGUCCCGCCCAAGUUCCUCAACAAAAUCUUCCCCAAGCUUAUCACCGGCAGCUUACUGACUCUUGUCGGAGUCUAUCUGGUUGGCAAUGGACUGCAAAACUGGGGAGGUAGCUCCAACUGCCAUGGCGGCGAAGGAUUCUACGCGUUGUGUCCAGAUGUCGCAGCUCCCCGACCCUUGGUCUGGGGUCACCCGAAGCUGAUCGGUCUUGGGUUCAGCGUAUUUGCAACCAUUAUUGCUGUGGAAAGUAUCGGAGCUCCCUUGAUGCGCUCCGCCUCCGUCAUCAUCGGGCUCGCGGUUGGAUGCAUCAUCUCCGGUGCUAAAGGGUAUUGGUCAACUGAGCAGCUUCAGCGCGCGCCUGGAGGCACGUUCCUGUGGGUGCACACAUUUAAGCUCUCAGUUGAUGGCGCCCUGGUCCUUCCUAUGAUGAUCAUGUUCGCCUGUCAAGCGGUCAGCUGUAUCCCAGAUAUCCUUGCUACCGCCGAACUUUCGGAUGUUGAUAUCGAAGGCACGGAAUUCAACAGCAGAAUCCAAGGUGGCAUCCUGUGUGACGGGAUUGGUAGCUUCUUCAGUGCGCUCGCGACUGGGCCACCAAUGGUGUCGCAAGCCGGUAACAACGGUGUUAUUCUCCUUACCGGCUGCGCAUCGCGACGGGCUGGAUGGGCUGCAAGCGGCUUCCUCGUUCUCAUGGGUAUCGUUGCCAAGUUCGGCGCUGUUUUCGCUUCCAUGCCUCCGUCAGUCCUCGGUGGUAUGCAAGUAUUCCUCUACAGCACCAUCGCCGUUGCUGGUGUUCGCGUGCUUGCCCUUAUCGCCUGGACCCGACGCGACCGCUUCAUUCUCACGGUUGCAUUAGGCAUCGGUUUCAUGGACAUUUGUCAGCCGGACUGGUUCGCGCAGAUAUUGGAUUACAGCGGACCCAACGCGAACCUGGUUGGGUUUGAACAAGGCAUCAACUUGGCUGUUGAGACUCCUUUUGUCAUCGCUGCGAUUGUGGGCGUUUUCUUGAAUCUGGUAUUGCCGAGGGAUAAGGGUGGGCUGCCUAAUGCAACUUAUGGCGACGAGCGGAAGCAUCCUGUGCUCGGCGAGCCGAAAGCUGGUUGA